Molecule: messenger RNA, 905 nt
Organism: Melospiza georgiana
Lineage: Eukaryota; Metazoa; Chordata; Aves; Passeriformes; Passerellidae
Product: cohesin subunit SA-3-like
Exons: 9
Coding region: 1-879 (292 amino acids)
Biological process (GO): sister chromatid cohesion
Cellular component (GO): cohesin complex; nucleus; chromatin
Molecular function (GO): chromatin binding
Source: RefSeq, a predicted model, not a curated record
AUGGACAACGUCCACCCCGAGGACCCCGAGGUGAAGUCCAGCAUGGAGAGGCUGUGUUCCCAUUCCCAGUUUUCUCCCCAUUGUUGCCAUUUUUCCCAUAUUUCCCAGGAGGGAUUGGUGAAAUCCAACAUGGAGAAGCUGACGUUCCACGCGCUGUUGGCGCUGUGUUCCCAUUCCCCGUUUUAUUCCUCCACGCCCACAGCGCGUGCCAGGCGCCAUUUUGUUUUGAAGCGAAGCGAGGCGGGCGUGAGGAUUCUCCUCCAGCCCCGCUCCGGGCUCGACCCCGCGGAGCAGCGGCUCCGCCAGCUCCCCCCAGAGCCCGGAAUUCUCGGACGAUUCCGACUCCGGCAGCGACUUCGAGGUCUCUCCGCGGGCCCGGAGCAAGCGGGGCCCGCUCCGAGCAGCCCCCAGGAGCUGCUCCCCGAAGCGCUCCCGCCUCUACCCCGGGGAUGGGCGGGACCCGGAGCCGAAUUCCCUGGAGCAGAAUGCCCAGCAGAAUUCCCUGGAGCAGAAUUCCCUGUUCAGGCCGUGUUUUCGGGAAAAGUGGCCACGGAGACGCUGGUGGAUGAGUGGCUGAAGCGGUACCAGCGGGACAAGGAGGACGCGUUCCUGGAGCUGCUCAACUUCAUCGUGCGCUCCUGCGGCUGCAAGGGUGUGGUGACCUCGGAGAUGUUCCUGGAGCUGCAGAACUCCGAGAUCAUCCAGAGGCUCGCAGAGACCUUCCUGCAGGACUCCCCAGAGUUCCCUGUCUCCACGCCCAGCCGUCGGUGGCGCCGGUUCCGUGUGGGUUUCUGUGAGCUGCUGGCAGUGCUGGUGCUCCGUGGGCAGCACCAGGAGCUGCAGGACGCUUCCUCAUGGGCUGCCUGCAUUUAUGGAUAGAUUUACAUUUACAUUUACAUUUACAU